Actinia tenebrosa (Australian red waratah sea anemone) is the source of this 2502-nucleotide messenger RNA. RefSeq lists its product as uncharacterized. The record is from RefSeq and is a predicted model, not a curated record. Lineage: Eukaryota; Metazoa; Cnidaria; Anthozoa; Actiniaria; Actiniidae.
CGAAAUCAUCACGUCAUUUCAUUUCAAUUUUUCGAAAGAAAUGAAGGAAUUUGGUCAUUGUUAGUUGAAGAUCUUAACCUUAUUAUGAUGGAAAAGCAGUUUGAUGUUUCAGAUGUUGUGUGGGCGAGAGCUAGAAAGCCAAAAAUCGAGAUAUUUUGGCCUGCACAGGUCGUUGAAACUGAGAAAGCUUCAAUAAGAUCUAAAAAGAAAGUUAUUGCAAGUGUGAAAUUUCUUGGAGAAGACACAUAUGAAAAUAUUAAAGACGCCAAGGACAUCAUGGAGUGGGAUUGUAAAGAGCAGCAUGAUCUAAUCCACAGUGGAAGAGCCUCUAUUAAAGCACCACAAAAGAAGAUUUGUUUUAACAAGGGUAUUGCUGAAGCAAGAAGAUUGUUUGCUGAGAAUAAAGGAAUUACGAGUGAUGACAAAAACAAAACCCUUAAUGAAGCAGCAACAUCCAGCAAGGGAAAAAAGUCUAGUGAAAUAAGUGUAAAACAAAAUAACAAAACUGGUGCUCAUGAAAGACUAAAUAUGAAUGAUUCGAAAGAGUUCAAAACAAACAGUGAUGAGCCAAAGGUUAAACGUUCUAAAGGUAUUAUUUGUGAAAAUUUGGUAAGAAGAACAAGUCCAAGAAAAGCACCAGUUAAGAAAGAGGAAGUACAUGUAAAUAAAAGAAAUUCUGUGACUGCUAAAGAAGUUUCAAAUGCAAAAGAAAGAUCAACACAGUUUGUUGGGAAAGCUAAUGAAAAUAUGAAGAAUGAAAUAGCUGCUAAGAACAGUCCAGUUUCAAAGAGAAAGAGAAAAAGACAAGAAGUUAUAAAACAAAAUAGAUUUAGUGCUGCUACACUUGAAAGUACAAAUGAAGAAUUAAAUGACUCUGAAUCUCCAGUAAAAUUAUCGAAGAAACAAGGAAAAAAUGAUGCCAAGCAAAAAAUAACUGAAAAUAAGCAACAGACCAAAAACGUUGAUAAAAGAACUUUUCCAAACGAUGGCAAGGAUGAUAAUUCUCAUAGAAUGGAGCAAGGAAAUUCUAAAGAAAAUAAUGAUGAAGGAGAAUGGGAGUCUGAUUCAUGUUCAGAUGAAGAACUUAUGGAAGCAGCUUUGUCACCAAGCUCAAAGGACUUCAAAUUUGAAUUAAAUGAUGUGGUGUGGGCAAAGUUAUACAGGGAUCCAUUUUGGCCUGCUCAGGUCAAAAGAAUUAUUGGUAAUAAGAAAGCCAAAAAGAUCUAUGUACAGUUUCUGGGAUAUGACAAUAAAUCCUGCUUUUCAUGUAAGAGAGUGGUUCCUUUUGCAUGUGAUUCUGAGAAGAGAGAGGAAUUUGUGAAAGAUGCUAUGGAAUUAGAUCCUCAGAGAUUUGAUGAAGCCCUCGUCAUGGCAGAAGACAUGGUCAGAAGAAAAGCCCUUGGUAUCAAAGAGCAGAAUGAAGAGGACAAAGAAGUUUGCAAGCUUGUUGAUACUGAUGAUGUCGAAGAAAACAGCAAUGACAGCAAAGUGGACACAUCAAGUGUUACUGAUGACAAACCUGAGAAAGAAACUAUUGUCAGAAAAUCCAGUCGAAAUGUAAAAAGACCAUCUAAAUACAAAGAUAUCCUGACAUACAUCAGGGAAGCAAAGCCUUUCCUAAAAGAUAUAUUUGAAGAGAAGAAAGCAUGCGAGAGGCAUGAAAUAUUCAAAAAGGGUUCAGCAAAAGAAAAGAAUUCCUUGAAACGUCGUUCAGGUUUUGGUCCCGUUGCUGACACCGACCUGGAAGACGACAUCAUGGAGCUACUGCAGGACUUUUACAGAGAAUUGGUUGGAAAUAAAGAAGAUUUUUCAGAGAUAACCUACAUCAGUGAUGUAUGGCUGCCAGAGGCGAUCAUAUACGCAGUACAAAAGAUAGAAAGAGUGGACAGAAAAACUGCAGAAUAUUUGUUUCGACGAGGCUCCAGUCAGGGAACGCGCAGCCAUCGUUUCACUCAACGGCUCAAAGCCAAAGCUCUAACCCAAGAAGAAAGAAAAGAGUCCGUACAAAGAGCAGAAAAAAGUUUUCGCAUCUCAUUGAAUCUAUAGUUUAAAAUGUAUAUACGAUUAUUUUUUUAGCCAAGAUUCGUUAGCAUUAUUGUAAUGUUCAGCGCAAGUGAUGCAUGCAUGGCACAAAAUGACAGUUUUUUGUGCUCAAUACAAAAUAGCGCUAAACGGUUAGUUUAAAGUUGGUUUGAAGUGUAAUUUUUGUCAAACUAGUUACGACUUUUAAAGUGCCCCUUAUAUUCUCUAACAUAUAUUCUCUAACAUCGCAGAGCGUUGUUAUUGAACAAGGUCUCGAAUUUGUACUUACAUUCUUGUGUAAAUAUAUAUGCUGUAAAUGAAAGUAAGGUUUUACUAUGACUGACACCAAGAAAUUGCUGACACUGAAAAUUAGUUAUUGUAAAACAAUGACAUCCUAAGUAAUCAGUACAGAUCUGACUUGUACGUGUACAGUAAAAAGCAAUUAAAAAAAUAUUACCGUGAAAUUCGGCUCAAAGUGUA